ACGCAAUCCCGAGCGCGACAGGGGAAGUGCUCGGCCAGAGCCGCUCGGACACUUCAAAUCAUAUUUUACUACUUACAGCUGAUGAAGAGUCAACACAGAAAACACAUUUAGAGUGAUGGCGGCAGAGAGAGGAGGAGAUAUUGUCUCGGAGUUUCUCAGUCAGAAUCCCCAUCUUGCAAACUGGGUGGAAUCACUGAAAGCACACUGUGAGACGAACAAACAAUGGCAUGCUCGAAGAGAGUUUCUACUGCGCAAUAUUGAGGUCUUUCCCACAAUCCAACCUGGGACUCCAAGUCCUAGUUUGGACAGGCUGCUCUCUAUGUCCAUGGUUUGGGCCAACCAUGUGUUUCUGGGCUGUCGGUAUCCACAACCUGUAAUGGACAAAAUAAAGGAGAUGGCAGAAGGAAUCACUGUAAAAGACACCCCUGAGUGGAAGACUAGAGAUGAAAUCAUGGGAAAAGCAAAAAGACCUGCCAGCUCAGACACCAAACCUCAUGUGAGGAGUGUUGGGCAUCCAGUAAAAUCGGGUCCUCCACCAGGGGCUCUUGCAAAACAUCAGCCCUUUUUCAAUAGACUCUACAAGGCUGUUGCAUGGAAGCUUGUGUCUGCCGGCGGCUUCGGUCCCAACCUGGAACAUUUCGAGAUCCUGCGCAGUUGUGUGGAGUCAUGCAAGGCAAGUCUUAACUGUGUGUUUGUUCCACUCAAAGACAUUCCUGAUCUGCCUAUGGGACGUACCCAGAAAGAAGGGCAAGUAUGUGAACUGCGCUGCCAAACCGUCUACAUGGGUACGGGUUAUGGACGCGAUGAGUGCGCCGCCAGAGCGAUGGCAUCCAAGGAGGCGCUUAAAGUAUUUCAAGGACAUAAAGUGACAGUGAAAGUUUGUCGCCGUAGGUUCAGAGGACAAGACGUUGAAGAUUUGGUUCUGCUGGAUGAACAGCCCAGGAGUCAGGGUUUUCCACCAGCUCUGUGCUACCCUUUUCAGGAAGACCAGUAAAGGUCCAGAGUGGUCCAGGGUUACGAUACACAUUUGUUGAUUCAGUGGCAGCCUUGUUUAGUGGCGACAAGAUGUACUUCGCUGCCGUUCCUAAAAGUGUCAAUUGUUUUUGGUUGCCAGAUUUAGAUGCAGAUCAAUAAGGGUUGUUAUAAACUCAGUUAUAUCUAACCUCAAAAAGAGUUCAAAACUGUGGAACUCCUACGUGGAUUAAAUCAGCUGCUGAGCCUGUUUUAGUUAGUUCAAUUUAAAUAAGUUGAUUUAAAUUUGUUUUAUUUAUUGCUAAAAUAUUACAUCAAGAAUAAAUGGUUUUGCUGCUGGUGACAACAACAGUUGGAAUAUUUCAGUGUUCAACUGUAAAGAGUAAACAUGGAUUUUCUUUAUCAAAGCCAACGGCAUUUUAAUGUUCAGAUUUUGUGUAGUAUAAUUCUGAAGGACAAACGUAACCAAGUUUGUUUUCCUUGUUUCUAAAAUUUUUUGAGAGUUAAAUUGGAAUUCUAUGUACAAAUCAUACAAAUUAUAAAACUUUUCCUAUUAUCUCGAUAUCCAGAUUUUGUGUACGCUAGUUGUUUUGUUAGAUGUGACUGAUUUGACUUGCUUAUAUUGAGCGUGUGUAUUUACUGUCACAGUUGUGGACCUGUAGGCAGAUGUUGUCAAAUGAAAAAUAAACACUGACUGCCAUCAGUUUAAAAACAAUGUUAAAUGUAAAAGCAGAAAUAUUGAGAACCAGUGGAGUGUAAUUUUUUGGUUUAUUGUAUCACAGUACUUAUUGUAGUCCAUUUACUUACAUUGUGUUAUACUGCGUUAUACUCUGAAUUCAUAAGAGCACAUCAAAAUUUGAGAGAAAAAUACAUAUUGCUUUUUCUUACAUUUUACUAAUUUGACAAUAGUUGUAUUGUAGUUGCUUUAUGGAGGACUAAACCUGCAAAAAUUAUAAAUAAAUAAAUGUAU
Messenger RNA from Triplophysa rosa, 1942 nucleotides. RefSeq names its product CDKN2A interacting protein (gene cdkn2aip). The transcript is spliced from 4 exons. The record is from RefSeq and is a predicted model, not a curated record. Gene Ontology annotation, cellular component: nucleolus; nucleoplasm. NCBI's taxonomy places the organism in Eukaryota, Metazoa, Chordata, Actinopteri, Cypriniformes, Nemacheilidae. Bases 116 to 994 code for a protein of 292 amino acids.